Molecule: messenger RNA, 216 nt
Organism: Sphenostylis stenocarpa
Lineage: Eukaryota; Viridiplantae; Streptophyta; Magnoliopsida; Fabales; Fabaceae
Source: the annotation of a GenBank genome assembly
AUGGCUUUCCGCUUCUGUCAACCUUUUCUCUUCGGAGUUUUGCUUGUUGCUUUGGUUCUGACAUCAGUACCAGAAGCAGUAACAGGGUUAACUGAUCCAGGGCUUCAAUGCUCAGGGCUAUGCACUACACAUUGCAAUGCAGUUUGCACUCACAAGGGAUUUAAGACUGGCUUCUGUCUCAAACAAGGCUCUCUCAAUCUUUGUUGCUGUUCAUGA